ACCCCUUCAAACUAAACAUCAACACACAAAGAAUUUCUCCUUUCCCCCACCCACCACACCAGAAUCCUUCUUCAGGCUUCAUCAAAUCUCACGACAGUCCUACCAUCAAGGAGUCUCUUCUCGACCCAUCUGCCAUUCAACCCCCCCAAAAAAAAACAGACAGACACGAGUCUAUCUGGCCUCUCCGUCCAUCCGCGACCCCCCGGAAACCCGCUGAAGCCCUUCAUCCAGCUUCUUCCGUCUGAUAUUAUCGAACGCUUCUACGACUCUCCCCCAAGGCCGGGACCUGUCAUAAAAGAGGGCAUCCUCUACCACCGAAUCACCCAAACCAUAAGACAGCACGUCUAGUGGCACAACUGCGUUAUAUGUAUCUCACACAACACGCCAACGACCUCAGACAUCAGCCGCCCCUCGAGCUGCAACCAUUCCGUAUACCUCGGAAACCUUGUAGCCCUUACUUCUGCUCUAACGGAUAAACCGACAUCUUCUUCGGCAUCUCACAAUAUCGACACAACACAUGUUACCGUGAGACGAAUCAUCUUUAAACCAUCAAUCUAGCUGUUGCUUUGAACCUUCCAAAACGAGCCGGCCUGCCUCUAUAUGUAUCGCCAGUCAACGUCUUCAGUCGCCGCUACCAAUAGAAAAACCGCCCCCGAAAGCUUGCAUUAGAAAACUUCAACCGCAAUCAUGGCUACCGUCAACAUUCGUCGCGAUGUCAGCGACCCCUUCUACCGAUACAAGAUGGAGAAGAUCCAGUCUAAGAUCGAAGGAAAAGGAAAUGGCAUCAAGACUGUCAUUGUCAACCUGAGCAGCGUUGCCCAGUCUCUCGCUCGCCCCGGUGCCUAUGUCAUCAAAUACUUUGGUUUCGAACUUGGAGCCCAGACAAACAGCAACCCUGCCGACGACCGCUGGAUUAUCAACGGCGCCCACGAAGCUGGAAAGCUACAGGAUUACCUUGAUGGGUUUAUUUCAAAGUUUGUGCUUUGCAAGAAGUGCAAGAAUCCCGAGACCGAAGUCGUCUUGAAGGAUGGAAAUAUCGUUCUUGACUGCAAGGCUUGUGGUCAGCGUUCAGAUGUCGAUCUCCGCCUGAAAUUGAGCGGCUUCAUCUUGAAGAAUGCGCCCAAGAAGGGCAAGAAGGACAAGGCCGAGCGCAAGGCUGCCCGCAGGGCCAAGGAGAACGGCAACGGGGUCGCCGCCGAUGGCGAGAAAAACAGCAGCCCCAACGACAGUAACUCUGAGAAUGGAGUCAAUGAUGACGGCGCCCCUGAGGCAGGAAGCGACGACGAGCUUACCAAUCGCAUCAAGAACGGCGCUUUGGAUAUCGAAGAGCCAGAGGAAAUCAGAGACGAUACGUGGACAGUUGACAUGUCUGCGGAGGCUGUUAGAGCUCGUCAGCAACAGCUGCCAGAGGAUCUGAAGCAGAAGCUUGUCCUUGAUAACGACGAGGACGAGGAUGGUGAGGGCGGCGGCAACUCGGCCUAUGAUCAGCUCGGUAGCUGGAUCUUGGCUGAGGUCGAGGAGAAGGGCAGCGUUGCAAAGGUUGAUGAUGUUGAUAUUUAUGUCAAGGCUAAAGAGCUGGGCAUUGAGACAAAGCACCGUACGCUACUUGUACUUGCUCAGACCUUGUUCGAUGACAACAUUGUUGCCCAGAUCCCCAAGAGGGCUGGACUGCUGAAAAAGUUGAUCACCUCUGAACGCCACGAGAAGGCCCUCCUCGGAGGCACCGAGCGCUUCAUCGGCAUGCGCGGCAAGGAGAACCCAGAAGUCUACAACCUAGUCUCGAAGGUUCUCAUGCUUUACUACAAUGACGAUCUUGUCAGCGAGGAGGUUGUCACCAAAUGGGGCACCAGGGCCAGCAAGAAGUACAUCGACCUUCCGACCAGCAAGAAGGUCCGCAAGUCCGCAGAGACGUUCUUGACUUGGCUUGCUGAGGCUGAGUCAGAGGAUGAUGAUGACGACUCGGAAUAAACAAUCGCUACAAAGCCAAAUGGCGAGGACCACCACGCUCAACCGUUAACUUGUUAAUGGGAUGGCUGUGUGGAUUUGUCUCGUAUCAAAUGGUCGCACAUAUUUGCUUGGUUGGACCGUUUUGUGCUUCGGGUUUUGUUUUCACCGUUGUCUAAUUAUCUGCUCUCUACUCAAUACUCUUUUUCCGCUUGUAAAAGUUAGCAGCUCUAGGGGUGCAUUACCUUUGCGCCGAUGAUUACGAAUUAAUAUUUUUGAUUACCUCAAUGAAGCUAUUCUCUAUCUAUG
Molecule: messenger RNA, 2253 nt
Organism: Pseudogymnoascus verrucosus
Lineage: Eukaryota; Fungi; Ascomycota; Leotiomycetes; Thelebolales; Thelebolaceae
Exons: 2
Coding region: 688-1968 (426 amino acids)
Biological process (GO): translational initiation; formation of cytoplasmic translation initiation complex; formation of translation preinitiation complex
Cellular component (GO): cytosol
Molecular function (GO): eukaryotic initiation factor eIF2 binding; translation initiation factor activity; GDP-dissociation inhibitor activity
Source: RefSeq, a predicted model, not a curated record